Molecule: messenger RNA, 1905 nt
Organism: Xenopus laevis (African clawed frog)
Lineage: Eukaryota; Metazoa; Chordata; Amphibia; Anura; Pipidae
Gene: c2h2orf49.S
Product: chromosome 2 open reading frame 49 S homeolog
Exons: 4
Coding region: 28-708 (226 amino acids)
Biological process (GO): embryonic morphogenesis
Cellular component (GO): nucleus; tRNA-splicing ligase complex
Source: RefSeq, a predicted model, not a curated record
UGUAAAGCAUUGUGGGAACUGCUGAGGAUGGCUAAAGCUAGUAGCAAUGUUGGGGUUGUGGUGCAGGACUCUGCUCUGUUGCUGCACCCCGAACUGCUCUCCCGGGAAUUCUUAUUGCUCUCCCUGGAGCGGAGAAACAUUCUAGUAGAAGACGCUUUAAGCAACAAAGAGAAGCUAACAGAGAUAUUUGUACAGCAUGCUGUGCCUCUGCCACAGAGGGAUUUACCCAGGAACCGAUGGGGUAGAAUGAUGGAAAUCAAGAGAGGAGAGAAGAAAUUUUCCACUGUGCAAAAAAGUGCUGGCACUGAAUGUGCGAGAAAAAGACCCCCUAUUGUAUUUGAUGGAUGUUCAACCAGCACAAGCAUAAAGGUGAAGAGAACAGAAAAUGGAGAUGCAUCACAACGACUUAAUCCCUCCCCCAAAGAGAUUACAAAUAGCGCACAAAACAGCAACCCUGCCCCCCGACUUGACUCCACCAGUCCAAACAAAGAGGCAAAGGUGGCCACAAUUGACAAUCAUGGACAGCAUGAUAGUACACCAGUCACUGAUAGAACAAUCAUUUCACCAAAAAGUGCCAACUUACAACAGCCUAUGAUCAUGAAUGCAGUAAAGCUAAAAAGGACUGCUCCAAAAGAAGAAUCUGAUGUGGCGAAUGAUACAAUGCCAACUGAAGCAAAAAGGAAGAUCCAACAUGUUACCUGGCCUUAGCUCUUACAAUGUGGAAUGUCCUCUUCCUGGUUAGGAAGAAAAAUAUGGCAUAUCAAUAUGGGACUUUAUGUGCUCUUUGCAGGUCAUGCAAUGACUGGGGCCAUAGCUGUUUGCCAAUAGAGUACAUUUCUUAUUACCAUGGCCUUCUGUGUGUCAACAACAAUGUGUAUCACCAUGAGUAUUUAUUGUGGGGUAUGUGUGGCUGGGGGUGAGAUUUUUACAAGCCCCAUUAAUACAACUUUAGUAUUUAUUUAUUCAUUCACUGAUUGUGCAGUGGAUCCUGGGAGGAAAGAAACACUGUCCUAUGAAACAAAACUGGAGCAGAGUAUUUUUUCUGUUUUUAUCAGAUAUUUGGAUGACUGUCUACGUAUUAUGUUUCAGAAAAUAUAUGGUUUGUUAAUAAGACUUGUAGAUUUCUUAACGUAUCUGAGCACUUUCAGCUCUACAUUGUUUACAUUUUAAAAAAUAACAAACUGAAUGAAAAUGAAAUAAAAAGAUCUCAGUGUUGUAUAAAUAAACACUGUCUUGAUAAAAAUCAUCACUUAAAGAUCUUUCUGCUCUGAGCGGAUAAAAGUUUCCCCAAUAAGUUUUAUGCCCUGCACUGAAGGUAGGGUUUUAUAUUAUUUUAAGGUUGCCACCUUCAUUGGCUUUAUCAUUUACAUAUGAUUUAUUGCUAUAUUUAAUCCAAUUUAAGCAUCAGGGAUUACACAACUUCUUAUUUGCAUUUGCUAAAACUGGAAAAUGAAUAAAAUUUUUGUACUGGCAGCAAAAUAGCAAUGUAAGGGCUCUUACUCACUGGCGUUCUGACCUGCGCUCCCCUGCGUUCCGUUUUUUGGCGUUCAGCCGCAGGGGAGCGCAGGAAUAGACGCAUGUCAUUAUUUCAAAUGGGGCUGUACUCACUCAGGCGCGUGUAGGCGCCGAACGCAGGAAAAAUGCAGCAUGUUGCGUCUCAACCUGCGUUCGGCGCCUACACGUGCCUGAGUGGUUAAUGGUUUCUUUAGGGUCCCCAGCCUUAAAGAAACCAUAUCAAGACAUUGUGUAACUACUCUUACUUCUUGGUUCUAUCAGUGUUAAUAUGAGAAUAUAGCACAAGGCAGCUCUCCUGUUCAUCAUUUGUUUUCUGCUGGGCACAUACCUGGCCUUUUUGUUAACUAGAGGCAUUAAAAACGAAAAGCUUUCUUCAGCAAUUCAGAUUAA